AUGGCCUACGAAAAGCCCAAGAAAGGAGUCAAGACUGAGAACAACGUUCAUAUGAAUUUGAAGGUGGCGAGGCAGGAUGGUUCUAUGGUGCAGUUUAAGAUUAAGUGGCAUACACCACUUAGUAAACUAAGAAAGCCUAUUGUUAAUGACAGGUUGGAAAUGGAGGAUGAAGAUACAAUUGAUGUGUUCCAAGAGCAGACAGGAGGUGUCUACUAA
Molecule: messenger RNA, 216 nt
Organism: Tupaia belangeri chinensis (Chinese tree shrew)
Lineage: Eukaryota; Metazoa; Chordata; Mammalia; Scandentia; Tupaiidae
Product: small ubiquitin-related modifier 2-like
Exons: 2
Coding region: 1-216 (71 amino acids)
Source: RefSeq, a predicted model, not a curated record